UUCUUUUGUUUUGAAAAUUAGAUCAUCUUGUUUCCGGGGUGAUUGAAACACCUCUGAAACGUUAAAUGUGUUUUCUGUGCACGUUUCCAUGAGGUUGAAUGGCGUCUCUCAGACUUGGGUUGAAGGAUAGAAGCGUGGCGCACUGAUGGCAACCCGUGUGCUGUGCCGACGGGUUCGCUUCCUCCCUGGCUGGAGAAAACGUUUCACCCAAGCUCAGCUCAUUCACACCAAACCAAAGGAAGAAAUAACCGAUGAGGAGGAAAACAAGAAAGUGUUGGAACACCAGGACGCUUCAUUCCGAGGCGAAUACAGACUGCAUUACAAUCCUUUGUCAUAUCAUCACGUUACGAGGAACUCUGCUAAUUCUCACAGUCAGACGGAUAAUUAUGAAGAGGAGCAAUGUUUCAGUGCUCAAGCACCCUCCUGUUGGCAGCAGAGCAAUCGCUACAGCGUGAGUUGCUCGCGACACCUCUCGAGCUCCAAAAACACACUACUUGAUUUAGCUUUUAACAAGGCUUCUGAAACUGAGGCACCAUCUGCACUGUCCUACAACAGGAAGCAAGUACCACCAGAUGUUAAAGUUGACACACGAGCUUUCCUUAAAUGCAGACCAGAGUACACUUCUCUGUCCCUCAACCUCACCCAGCGACCUCACCCAAUAGAAUGGGUAGACGUAUUGCCACUACUUCAAAAAGUGUCUGUUUUAAAGGGCAGGAUGAAGCCGUCUGAUGUGUCACAGUUUCUUGUGGAGCUCAGCAAGUUGCAACCAGACAAGAUGCCUUUGCUGUUAAGUGACCAGCGCUUUAUCAUGCUUCUCCAAUAUUCUGUGGAGCACCUCCGCAUCUUCUCUGAGGUACAGCUGCUGGAGGUGUUGCAGUCAUUUGUGUGGUUGGAGAUUCCUGCGUCCCACACUGUGCUCGAUGUGUUUGAAGCCGAACUGAGACGCCAGGCCAACCAGCUGACCUUACAUCAGUUGUUAUUAGCUGCUGACUUGUGGCGCUGUAUUGGGAGGCAGGUGCCACAGUACUUGCAGUGCCUCUAUGACUCAGUUCACCUUCAUGUGGGACAGGUAGGAGCCCCUGAGCUGGUGCAAUUGCUUUAUAUAAUUGGCGAAGGUAGGCACUGUCCAAAAGACUUGAUCCGUCCUGUAGAGCAACUUCUUAUGCGUCAUUUAUCACAACUGCAUCCUGAGGAGGUCGGCACUGUAUGUCUGGGACUCUUUAAAUCCCAAACUUCACUUUCAGAGGGUGCAGUUACUCGUAUUGUUGAUAGGGCACUCUCUUUUGUGACUGAGAUGGGUGACUUUGCAAUGGUCAAUGUGCUGAAAUACCUGCGUUUCAGUUAUCUUUAUCACAGGACGUGGCUGGAAGCCAUGGCACAGGAAGUUCCUCGACGGACCCACCGGAUGGGAGUCCAGGGCCUAAUGCAUGUGACUUUAACUUGUUCAGCUCUUCAUUACCGCAACGACAGCAUCCUGACUUCUGUUGCAGAGAGCAUUCCCUCUCUAGUUCCGCAUUGCAGGAGUAAAGACUCAAGCAAACUCCUGUGGGCCUUUGGCACCUUAGGAUUUCUUCCCAUUCAGAGUCCGGGUUUCUAUCCAAGCCUGAUAGAUGCCCUGAGGAAGAGGAAAGCAGAGUUCCAGCGAUACCCUGAACACCUUCUGACUGGCCUUCUAGGUUUGGCUUUUGUCUCUCAGUUCCCAGAGGACCUUGUUACAUUAGCUCUAAGCCCUGAGUUUGUCUACUUAUCAUUGAGGAACUCUCAGCUGGAGCUGAAAAAAGACAUGUUCACCUUGGAUGGAGCUGUGGCUCUGGAACUGCCUCAGUGGAAAGGCCCACGGUUGAGUGGCGAACUCAGGGAAGAGGUGGCGGAAAUGCUGUGGAAGUUCGCGCAGUCGGACGUUUGCCUGAAACCAGAGGUUUUGGAGGCAGAAUCAGCUCUUCAGGAUCUUCUCGGGGGAGACAAGUUUGUAUGUAAGAGAAUGAUCCUACCCCACACUCGCUCCAUCGACCUCGAAGUGCAUCUAGACUCCAACGGACAGCCUGUACCUGUGAACCUACUGUGUCCAAAGCAGAGUGCCACCAUGAUUCCUUCUCCCCAAAGCUUGGAGAAAAUAAACUCGGGAAUACCUAUAACCGACAAACUUUUAGCACAGUUAAUAAAAGGCAAAAACACCACAGAUUCCUUAGCUUCCUCUGUUAAAGUUACACCCACACCAUGCCAAAGGCUACCACCUGACGAAGGUGGGAGACUUUUUGAUUCAGUUCUAGAUUUGACCAAUGACAUGAUAGAAACUCUCACCAAACCCAGCCGAAGAGACUCCACUCACCAGGACUCUGCUUGCCAAGGCUUCAAAGGCCCGAUCAAAAUCGCAGUCCAGAUCUCCAGCAGGAACCACUACUGCGCACAGUCACAGCAGCUGCUGGGCCUUCAUGCCAUGAAGAGACGACACUUGAAGAUAGCAGGAUACAGGGUGGUAGAGCUGAGCCAUCAGGAGUGGUCGUCAAUGCUGAGGAAAAGCAGGGCAGCGAAGCUGGCAUAUCUGCACUGCAAAAUCUAUGACAACCUGUAGGGAUUCCAAGACCUCAUGAAAAAUUACAUUGAACAGUAUUGCAAAAAUAUUCAAUCCCCCGUUGCACCCUGAAAUCUUGAUUAUGUGCAAAGUACAGAAACAUCUACUAGGUAGAUAUUUUAACUCAGCAUUUGUUUGGUAUGUGCAAUGGAUCUCCAAACUGCAUGCACCACUCUUAGAGACCAUAUAAAACAAGACCAUAAAAACGUUUUUUCACUUUUUAAUGUGACAUCAAUCCUGUACAAUAAAUUACAAAAAACGAUUAGGGAAAACGUGUAAAAAAAUAAAAGGGCUACGAUAACAUGGUUUCAUAAUUAUACAUACAAUGAAGGUAAUAGUUUGUUAAUGCACAUUAUAGUUCAAAAGCAGCAUUUAUUCUUUUUUAGUAGCAGCCUCUUGCAAAAGUUCUUCAAAUCUAUCAGAUUUUGUCCACAUCCCUCUUCAUAUUUUCUGUCAGAUCUGCUCUUUUGUUGAUUGUUUGCUUGGACUCUGCUGAAAAAAAGAAUCCAUGUUCAUCUUGGUCUUGCAGGUAGACAGCUGAAGGUUUUGGAUAAAAACUAGUUAGUAUUUGGCGCUUUCUGUAAUUUUCUUCACCCAAACCACAGUUUCCUCUGGAGGAAAGUAACCCUAGAUCAAAAGUUUGUACAGUUUGUAAUUGUACCCCAAAAAUCUGUUUGGUUUCAUUAGACCAAAUUCGUUUAGAUUAUUUUAUCCAGGCCUGGAUAUUUUCUUUGGGAAGAAAAGGCAUCUGUUUUGAAACCCUACUUCGUAGUCCAGACAUACAUAUUUAAAACAUAGCCAGUGGCCUUUGGAAAUUCCUGCAGCUUCUUUAUCGUUGGUGCCAAGCUCUUUGCAGUUUCGCAGACCAGUAUCUGUAAUGUUGUUUUAAUAAUGCAUUUAAUUUCAAAGCGACUUAUAGGUCACUCAAGGACACUGUACAAGAAAAGACACAAAAUGGAACAACAGUUAGAAAUAUUUGUCUGUUAAACAGUCAAACAAUUUGGCACUUUUCGAGAAGAGGCAGAUUUUUGUGAUCUCUCUUUUGUUACACAAGUACUAAUUGUUCUCACUGUUACUGCUAUGGAUUUUGUUUAGUAUCUUUCUCCUGACUGAUGCCUUUGUUCAAUUAGAUGAUUUUCAGGCUCCACAAUUUCUCUUUAAGCUAUAAAAGACACAUUAAGUACAUUUCAGGAAUAUCUGUAGGGAAACUUGAACUUUAUUUUUAGUUGAUUAUAUUUACUUGAUGUUAGGUGUGAAUUCAAGAAACGAAAUGCUAAAAUUGAACCAAAAGGUGCUGGUCAAGGUUGUGCACAUUGAUGCAACACGUUUUGUUUUUUUUCAGUUGAAUUGUACAGAACAAAUGUCACACUAAUGGUGAAAAAAUGUUUCAAAAUAAUUUAUAAUGGUGACAUUUUUUACACAACAAAGAUCUGACAGUUUGAUGAGGUGUGUAUACUUCUGAGAUCCACUGUAUGCUUUGGAUAAUGUUUCUUUGUGGUUUCAAAUGCGCAUUCAUGUUUGUGAAACAAUGCAAAUUAAAUAUUAUUGAACACCCUU
Molecule: messenger RNA, 4129 nt
Organism: Girardinichthys multiradiatus
Lineage: Eukaryota; Metazoa; Chordata; Actinopteri; Cyprinodontiformes; Goodeidae
Gene: fastkd5
Product: FAST kinase domain-containing protein 5, mitochondrial
Exons: 2
Coding region: 146-2572 (808 amino acids)
Biological process (GO): mitochondrial RNA processing; regulation of mitochondrial mRNA stability
Cellular component (GO): ribonucleoprotein granule; mitochondrial matrix
Molecular function (GO): RNA binding
Source: RefSeq, a predicted model, not a curated record